This is a messenger RNA of Neodiprion virginianus, 1885 nucleotides long. Its product is annotated as cell wall protein DAN4-like. The transcript is spliced from 5 exons. NCBI's taxonomy places the organism in Eukaryota, Metazoa, Arthropoda, Insecta, Hymenoptera, Diprionidae. The coding region runs from base 794 to 1597 and encodes 267 amino acids. The record is from RefSeq and is a predicted model, not a curated record.
GCUAGUCAAGAUUUCAGCAGCGACGAGAUUCGAACGUGGAGUUGCAUUUAUGCUGUGCGAAUAUUGAGGAAGAAGGAAUCGGCGAUCACUCCGCGCAAUUUUCGCCGUUUCUCUUGCGAUGACUUUUCAAAUCGUUACAUAAUUUUGUCUGAUCGUGGUUUCGUUAUGGUGUUUAUGAACGCGUGAUUCAACGUUCGCAACCAUUCCGACGAUCCUGAAGAAAUUUCCGCGAGCAUAGUCAUGCUAAUUCAGUUCAGUUUCUUCUGAAAUACGACGCGGCGUGAAUACCGCACGAAACGUGACUCCGGUGGUCAGAAAUCUGCGUAAUUCCGUAUUUCGCUGUUGGGUAACUUUCACCGUCAUCCAUCACGCGGGAUGUUUCGGAGAAGAAGUACAUUUCACAUCUGUAAUUUGUUCAUCCUUAGGUCGAAUUGUCAGACCCGACAAAUCAGCGGUUAGAUCACUCGACGUGUUGCUGAUUCGAGUCGAGAAAGUUAUCGCGAACGGCGAUCGGCGAGUCGGUAUUAUGAUAUUAUCACGAUUUUUCGGUUCGUAUCCGGCAUGUGGCGGUUCUGGAAUUAAAUAACUGCAGGUGUCUGAGCGGCAAAAGUCAUUGCGCAAAGAUCGUGCUGCAAGGAACGAAUAAGAGACACGAACAUCUCAAGGGUAAACAGGCGUGGGAGUUCAUAUGUCAAGGUUAUCUCUGGGUGUUUGACGAUCCGCGAUAAGUUUCGUUGCCCUCACUCUCCGAAAUGCAGAUAUUCCAUAGACGGGUUUCCAGCCGCACGUGAAAAUGUUCGGGAACGGAAUCACUCGCUCGUUGUUUGUAAUUAUCGUCGUUUCCAUCUUAGACAAUGGAGCUUCGCUGGAAUGUUACGUCUGCACGUCCCUCGAUAACUCGGCCUGCACUUCGUCCUUAUCCGGCCUAACACCGACUACCUGUUCCUCAUCGGAGGUUUCCGAUUCGACCACGACCACCGUCGCCGAAUACUCGAGCACGACCUCCAUUACCGCCGAAACAAUGACCGCCGAGGAUACCGAGACCACCGAGACCACAGUGACGACGGAUGCCACUUCCGAUUCAUCGACGGAAUCUACAUUGUCAAAUUCGACGUCGAAAUCGACGACGCUGGUUACGGAAACGGAGAAUCCGAUAUCGACGAUUUCGGUGACAACUCUCUCCUCUACCUCGACAACCGUUUCCGAAUCUUCGGAGACAAACACAACCGAAACAUCAACGUCAAGAGCAGCUGACGAGGGCACUUUAACGACGACGUUAUUGACAGUGGAAGGGAAUGCCAGUCGAUUACUGGCGUCGGGAAACACCGAGCAAGUUGUACGAGUGAUCAGAGACACUGCGGAAAGUUUUGCCUGCUACACGCUAACUGUGGUCGUAAACGAGACAGAAGUGACAGAGCGAGGCUGCGUAACGAUGGAUUCGACGGCCUGCGACAGCUUGCAAGAGGCUAAUUAUCCCAGCCUAAAUUUGUCAACCUGCGAAACUUGCACAGAAGACGGUUGCAAUUCGUCCGGAAAUAACUUGUCCGGAAUUUCAUCAGCGUUUGUAUUGUUAACCAUGUUAGUUUUGACGAGAUAACCUGCUCGUUAUCUUACAGAGUAUUUCAAUAACUAUCAGCUGAAUCUGUUCUGACCAGAUUUUGGGAAUAGGUUUCUCAAUUCAAAAUUACUUUUAGAGGAGCACAAAUUAUCACGUAAUAUCGUUAGUAUAAUUAAGUAUUCCUAACUCAUUUCAGCUUACCACAAAUACAAAAUAUGCUGCUCUGUUCAACAUCGGUAGUCGUAAAUAUUUGUAGGUAUAUGAUCGAGGAUCAUUUUUAUGUGUAAAAAAGAUUGACUAUUCUGUGAAAUAAAAUUUUACCAACCA